Adineta steineri is the source of this 1470-nucleotide messenger RNA. Lineage: Eukaryota; Metazoa; Rotifera; Eurotatoria; Adinetida; Adinetidae. The record is from the annotation of a GenBank genome assembly.
AUGGAUGAAAUUUAUGAAAAUAAAUUAAUAUAUUAUAGACGAAUUGAAAAGAGAAUUAAAGACGUGGAAGAAAAUGAAGCAAUAACAAAUAAAGCAAUGGAACAGAUUCGUCAACAAUCUGAAUCUAAUCCGAUAAGUUUCGGUCCUGCCAAUGAUUUAAUUCGAUUUUUUUAUAUUCUUGAGCAACAAUAUCAAAGUGAUAGUGAUGAAAUACGAACAAAAUCAAGAGAAGAUUUAUUAGAAUAUCUUGAUCAAUUUCGAACAACUAAUGAUGAAAUUGACAACGAAGAAAAUGAUGAUGAAGAAGAUCAAGAACCAGAAGAAUCAGUUGAAAUACAACAGUCAGAACCAAUAUCUCUUCCUAUGAUACCACCAUCUACAACAAUAUCUCCAAAAGCACAACCAUUAUCAACUCAAUCAAUACCAUUGCAACUACCAUCAGUUUUAUCUUCAAAAUCGCAACCAUUAUCAAAUGAAUCGUUACCAAUGCAACAGCCAUCAGUUGGUUUAUCAUCAUUUGUACAAGCAGCAAAUACAACACCUGUACUCUCUCAAUCGUCAUCUGAUAAACCUCAAUUAUCAUCAACCUUAUCACCAGUGACUAGUCCCAGUUGCAUCACACCAGGAACACUUAAGAACUAUGAGAAAUUAUUAUCGGAAGCUCAACAAUAUAAACAAUGUUUCGAAACAAUAGAUAAGUCACGUAAAAGUCUAUUAAUAAGUUUUCUCAGAGAGACACUAAAUAAAUUACGUACAGAUACAUAUGAAAUUUUAAAAAGUGAAUUAUUUCAAUAUUUGAAAGGUCAGAAAUCAAGAGGAGAUAUUCGUAUAUCAAGUAAUGAAGAGCGUUUAUUAUGUUUAUCAAUGUUUGCAAAACUUAUUCUUCGUCAAUUACUUGGUGGUGAUCUGGAUGAUAAAAAAACUGAAGUUUUACUACCAUUAAUUCGUGAUAUUAAUGAAAAUAAAGAACAAAAAGAAUUUCGUAUUAUAUUUCUUGAUUGUCUGCAUGAACGUUGUCCAUACACAGUACCAUUAUAUCCAGAACGUACAGCAACAAUGGAUGAUAUAAAAUAUAAAUUAGCACUCGGUUAUGUAGUAAAAAAAGAAGGUGAUCAAGAACGUUUAGAAACAAAUGACGAAUUUCUCAAUCGUAUGAAUGGAUUUAUUCGAUUAUUUUGUAAAUUACUUGUUAAUCGUAUACCACCAUUUGAUGAUGGUUCAACAUUUGUAUGGACAUGGUGUUCUGAUGUUUUAAAUUUACCACCUAGACCAGAUUUAACAGCACUUUUAUUACGUGUAUUUCUUCAAGAAGCUGGUGAUAUGAUGAUAAAAACAUAUCCACCACAAUUUCAAAAAAUAAUUAAUACAAUUCGAAAGAAAGAGAAUUUUGACAAAAUAGUAACAGGUGCAAGUGAAAGUGAAAAAUCGCAACUUGCACAAGCAUUAGAUAAAUUUCCAAAAAAAACCUAA